This is a messenger RNA of Quercus lobata, 909 nucleotides long. RefSeq lists its product as uncharacterized. The transcript is spliced from 2 exons. Bases 1 to 909 code for a protein of 302 amino acids. The record is from RefSeq and is a predicted model, not a curated record. NCBI's taxonomy places the organism in Eukaryota, Viridiplantae, Streptophyta, Magnoliopsida, Fagales, Fagaceae.
AUGGCACAGAUCAACAACCUUGUAAUUGGGUUCACAGAGGAGGAUGCCCAAUGUCUCCACCACCCACACGAUAAUGCGCUUGUAGUUAGCAUAUGGGUGGAGGACUAUAAUACUCAUCGAGUCCUUGUAGACAAUGAGAGCUCCAUUGAUAUCCUCUACUACCCAGCGUUCCAUGAUUACCCUCAACAAAUUACCAAGGAUGUCACAUUCUUGGUUGUUGACUGUUCGUCCGCUUACAAUACCAUCCUAGGCCGUCCUACCCUUAAUUUGUGGAAGGAUGUAACUUUAACCUACCACCUGAUCAUCAAGUUCCCCAUCGAUUAUGGAGUAAGAGAGGUGCGAAGAGACCAAAUGGUUGCACGCGAGUGCUACAUAGCCAUGCUGAAGAUGGACGAUCAUUUACAAACCAUGAGUAUAGAAGGAAAACGAACAAGAGCAGAGCCUGUUAAGGGGUUAGAGGAGAUACUCCUCCAUGACUCCAGACCUAAACGAUCUACCAAGAUCAGCACCCUUGCCAGCCAGCUAGUCCAUCAAGCACUUAUGACAUUCCUGAAGGAGAACCAGGAUGUCUUUGCCUGGAGCCACAAAGACAUGCCCGGGAUUAACCCCUUAGUCAUGGUUCACAAGUUGAACGUAUCACCCUCUUUUCCCCCCAUCCGGCAAAAGAAGAGAAUAUUCGCCCAGCAGCGAGACAAGGCUAUAGUAGAAGAGGUGCGAAAAUUACAAAAGGCAGAGUUCAUACGAGAAGUAUACUAUCUUGAUUGGCUGGCCAACGUGGUGAUGGUCAAAAAGGCCAACGGUAAGUGGAGGAUGUGCAUAAAUUUCACGGACCUGAACAAGGCAUACCCCAAGGACAGUUACCCACUUUCGUGGAUCGACAUCUUGGUGGAUUCGACACCAAGACACUAG